Ipomoea triloba (trilobed morning glory) is the source of this 2436-nucleotide messenger RNA. RefSeq names its product DDB1- and CUL4-associated factor 8-like. The record is from RefSeq and is a predicted model, not a curated record. Gene Ontology annotation, molecular function: protein binding. Gene Ontology annotation, cellular component: cytoplasm; Cul4-RING E3 ubiquitin ligase complex. NCBI's taxonomy places the organism in Eukaryota, Viridiplantae, Streptophyta, Magnoliopsida, Solanales, Convolvulaceae. The transcript has 6 exons. Bases 64 to 1500 code for a protein of 478 amino acids.
UGCAUCCAGUCUCCCUCUCUUCAAGCAUAUAGCUAAAUUACUUGAAUCUAACUCACACUCAAGAUGGAUAAGCUGUAUAGGCCGUCGAGAGAUGAUAUUUUUAUACAAUUCUGUAAGAGAGAGGCCGGCCUCUCAGCCCCCAGAAACUUCUCUCGCCGAGUCUCUGCUUCCGAGCAUCUGGUGAAGCGGCUUGAUUUGUAUGGGAAAUUAAAUGGUCAUCUGGGAUGUGUUAACACAAUUGACUUCAACUCCACUGGCGACAUUCUAGUGUCUGGUUCUGAUGACAAACAAAUAAUUUUGUGGGAAUGGGCAACAAAGACAUCAAAAAUGUCGUAUGCAUCAGGCCACUCGGAUAACAUAUUCCAAGCCAAAUUCAUGCCAUUGACCGAUGAUGGCAAAAUCGUAACUUCAUCUGCUGAUGGCCAGGUCAGGCUUGGCCAAGUGCUGCAGAAUGGUAGGGUAGACACAAAAAGGAUAGGAAAGCAUCAGGGUCGUGUACACAAGAUUGCUGUGGAACCGGGGAGCCCCUACAUAUUUUACAGCUGUGGUGAAGAUGGUUUUGUUCAACACUAUGAUCUGCGGAGCAAUUCUGCUACAAAUCUUUUCAGUUGCUCAUCAUUAAGGACAAACAGCAAGCAGUCUUCAAACAGCAUAAGGUUAAAUGCUAUCGUUAUUGACCCUAGAAAUCCUAAUUUUUUUGCUAUAGGAGGUUCCGAUGAAUAUGCACGCGUGUAUGACAUUAGAAAGUGCCAGCUGGAUGCAUCAAAUAAUUCAGAUAUGCCUAUCAAUACAUUUUGCCCCCGUCAUCUUAAUGACAAACAAGAUGUUCACAUCACAGCAUUGGCUUACUCUUGUACAAGUGAACUUCUGGUCUCGUACAAUGAUGAAUUAGUAUAUUUGUUUCAGAAGAACAUGGGCUUGGCUCCUGGUCCUUCGUCUGUGCCGAAUGAAGAUGCAGAGAAACUGGAAGAUCCACAAGUUUAUACAGGGCACAGAAACUCACGAACAGUCAAAGGAGUGAGUUUCUUUGGUCCAAAUGACGAAUAUGUUUUAAGUGGAUCUGAUUGUGGUAAUAUAUUUGUCUGGAAGAAGAAGGGCGCUAAACUUGUUCGUAUGAUGGUAGGCGAUAGGCACAUAGUGAAUCAGCUCAAGCCCCACCCCUAUAUCCCUGUUUUUGCUACCUGUGGAAUAGAAAAGAAUAUUAAGCUUUGGACUCCCUCAUCAAAGGACAUCAAUCCUUUGCCUCGUAAUGCCACAAAGAUAAUGGAGGCAAAUAAACAAGAAAGGGAGGACCAUUCGCGGGUUGCACUCACCCCUGACGUGGUCAUGCAUGUUUUGCGCUUGCAUCGGAGGCAAGCAUUGGCUUACAUUGAGAGAAGACGCGGUGGGGAUGACAUUGACAGUGAUGAAGAAGAUGAAAGGGAGGCUUACGUUUUAGGAUUUUCAGAUGUUGAUUCCGAGGAUGGAGGGGGAAAUCCACGAGAAUGCAACAUUAGCUAGAGCUGUGUAAUAUAUCCCAACCAAGAACAUAUUAGGAAGUAAGCGAAGUUGAGUACUCCAACCACAGUCACCAACCAGUAAACGUUUUCUAGCCUCCCGUGAUUUAUGUUAUCCGGCAACCAUCCGGUGACCCUUCUCAGAAGAUCAAUCAAGGCAGUGCUCAAAUAAAAGGCAAUUGCAAUGAUCACCCACGCCAGCGAGGUCGACACGUUCUUCAAGGACGCCGGAAAUUCUUGGUAAUACAGCUCCAGUUGCCCCGGAAAAUGCAUGGCUUCUCCGAUUCCGACUAGGGCAAGUUGCGGCAGAAGCCACAGCACUGAAAUGGGGGCUAUGAGUGCAUCUGAUUUUGCUGCUACAUUUCGCCUCUUGGACUCCACCAUGGCGGAGACAACCAUGGCCGCGAUGUUGAAAACGUGGCCAAUACCCACUCGUUGGAGCGGCGUGGGAGUUUUUCUGGCCAAUCUCUUCCACGCCGGCGACAGUAUCCGGUCAAAGAGGAUGAGAGAGAGUGAGGUGGAGAGGAAAACAAAGACAAAGAUUGAACCUGCAGGGAUCUGGAAAUGGCGGCCUAGGUGGCGGUCCACUGUUAAAGCUUGGAGGACUGACAAGCUUAUGUUCAUUGCAAUUGGGGUAGCUAAGAAUAUGGCGGUUGACCAUAGCGGGAAGAUUCUUAUAAUGGUUUUGAAAUCCUCUACUUCUCUUACACUGCAUAAUCUCCAUGGCUUCUUGUUUGACCCAUCUGCUGCUACAUCUCCAUUGCCUCUCAUUGCUGCUCGAUUCAAGCACCUUCACAACGCGCCAAAAUAUAAUGAAUUAUUUAAUUCAAUUGUAUUACAUGCAUCUAACUUUAGCUUAUUUUGCCUAUACACAAGUUGUAUAUACGCAACUCCAAACAGAUUAGUUGAAUAGUUUACUUUAUAAUUAUAAAGUUUCAAA